CAGGGGGCAGAGCCAUAAUAUGGGGAGGCCUCAUAGUUACCCCCAUAGUUACCCCCAUAGUUACCCCCAUAGUUACCCCACACCCGGCCUGAGGGCAGCACUGUGGCCCCUGGGAGCCGCCUCUGCCCAUUCAGCCACUGAGGGACCAACCCCACAGUACCGGCUCCCCCUGGCCCCACCGCCGGACUCACUCACUCUGGGGCCCCGGGAAGCGAACAUGAGAGUGCGGCCUGGCUGGGCAGAGAAUACAGAGAAUACAGAGAAUACUUGCUGGACUAUCCAGGAACCAAAAUGGCGGAGAAUGACUUCAGAUUACCCAGCAACCCGCGCUCUCCGGCAGGAGGUGGAGCUAUAAAGGGUUAUGAAGGCUGACCAAUAGGAGAGACGGGGCGUGUCUUGUCUGGAUUCCUUGAGAAAGUCACGUGUUCAGAGUCUGUCAGAGAAACAUGGAGCUGAGGGGAAAGGUGCUGCUGUGUCGAUAUCACAUUUCCCAGCUGUCUCGCUGUCGUACGGGAGAGAAAAUCCUAAUGGGACUGCCCCUGAGGGGCUUUUGCUCUCGUACACAAGGGGUAGAGGGACUUGAAAGAAGGCCGCCCCCGCGCAGGAUGCUCCGCAGGCUGAUUAUAGGCUCCGCCUUAGCCGCACCCCCGCUUGGCACUCUGCUCUACUAUGGGUCAGAACCGCAGGAGCGGCGGCGAAUGAGAAUCCUUCUGCAGGGCAUUGGUCGAUUUUGGAGGUCUCUGAUGAUUGGUUCCCAGAUCUCAGUGGAUUACUGGUGGACAAGUCAUGUGACCUUACGAGGGGAAGAUGAGAACAGUCCUCGGUAUGAAGCCGCCAUGUCUCGGUGCCACCAACGAGCCGCUGACCAAUUAGUAGAGGGGGCGGUACAGAACGGGGGUCUCUAUGUGAAACUGGGCCAAGGCCUCUGUGCCUUUAACCACCUCCUGCCCCCUGAAUACACUAAAACCCUGCGGGUCCUGGAGGAUCGGGCACUGCCUCGCCGGCCCAAUGAGGUGAAUGAGCUGUUCCUGGAAGAUUUCGGGGCCCCGGCGGAACAUCUCUUCCUGCACUUUGACCAAAAGCCCAUAGCGGCCGCCAGCCUGGCCCAGGUGCACCGGGCAACUCUGCACAACGGCACCGACGUGGCUGUGAAGGUGCAGUACAUUGACCUCCGGGACCGAUUCGAUGGGGAUCUAAAGACCCUGGAAUUAUUGCUGCGACUGAUCGAGUUCAUGCACCCAACGUUCGGGUUCAGCUGGGUGCUCAAGGACCUGAAGGGAACUCUCUCUCAGGAGUUGGACUUUGAGAAUGAGGGGAGGAACUCUGAGCGCUGCGCCCGGGACCUGCAGUCUCUGCCGUAUGUGACCGUCCCCCGAGUCCACUGGGACAGAACCAGUAAGCGAGUUCUGACUGCUGAUUACUGUGAGGGCUGCAAGGUGAGCAGCGUGGAGGGGAUCAAGGAGCAGGGCCUGGAUGUGCGCGAUGCAGCCGAGAAGCUCAUUCAGGUGUUCGCCGAGCAGAUAUUCUACACGGGAUUCAUACAUGCCGACCCGCACCCUGGCAACGUUCUGGUGACCAAGGGGCCGGAUGGAAAGGCUCAGCUGGUUCUGUUGGACCAUGGGCUCUAUGAGUAUUUGAGUAAAAGGGACCGGACCUCUCUGUGCAAGUUAUGGAGAUCCAUUGUCCUACGGAACCGGCAGGAUAUGGAGAAGCACUCGGCUGAGCUUGGGGUCAAAGAUUACUUCCUGUUCUGUGAGAUCCUGCUGCAGCGCCCCCUGUCUGUCCCGGGCGCAAUGGGCAGUGCGCUGACGCGGGAGGAGACGCGCUACAUGCAGGAUAUGGCGCGGGAGCACUUUGAUGACAUCAUGCGGGUGCUGCGGGCCCUCCCCCGGCCAAUGCUGCUGGUUUUUAGGAACCUGAACACAGUGAGGUGCCUGCACGUGAGUCUGGGGGCCCCGGCCGACCGGCACAUCCUUAUGGCACGAAGCGCAGUGAAAGGCUGGAGGCGACUCGCGGGGCAGAAUUCCUUGGGGGUCACUCGAUGGAUCUCGGUCACAUGGGAAAGCUUCAAGUUUGAGUUGGCCCUGAGGUGGGACAGCCUUGUGCUCCGUGUGACCUCCUCCCUCCUCCGGCUGCUCAUUCGCUUCCAAGUCAUUGAACAUAAUGAACAGAUGGAGACCUUCCUGCAGUCCUAGCUCCUCCUCCUGCGGCCGUGGGGCCCCCCAUCUCCUCCAGCUGAGGCCUACGGACCCCCCUACAUACACUCUAAUGGAGCUUGGGUGCUUCUCCAAUACUGUACUACUACUGUGACUCCUCCCACUGGGGCAGCAUGGAACUCUGGGACUCAAUAAAAACCUCUCACUUAC
Xenopus tropicalis (tropical clawed frog) is the source of this 2366-nucleotide messenger RNA. It is a transcript of the gene adck5, whose product is annotated as aarF domain containing kinase 5. The record is from RefSeq and is a predicted model, not a curated record. The coding region runs from base 447 to 2195 and encodes 582 amino acids. The transcript is spliced from 15 exons. Lineage: Eukaryota; Metazoa; Chordata; Amphibia; Anura; Pipidae.